AUGACACUAGGACUAGCAAAUAAAGAACCACAAGAACAAGAUCAAAAACAGCUUAACAACAAAAUACUUGAAGAAACAAUUCAAACUAUAAAUCAGUUUGAAGAAGAAGUAUUCCCGCAAGCAAAAUCAAGUAAUAGAAAAGGAAAACAAGUAAAAAUACCAAGUAGAUCACCAAAUCCAAAGAUAGAAGAAAAAUUUGAGCAAUUAAGAACAAAAUUGUAUCAAAUUCAACAUCAUUAUAACUAUGCUUUAGCACUAGAUAAUAAUCAAUUAGAAGAAAU
Molecule: messenger RNA, 281 nt
Organism: Dentiscutata heterogama
Lineage: Eukaryota; Fungi; Glomeromycota; Glomeromycetes; Diversisporales; Gigasporaceae
Source: the annotation of a GenBank genome assembly